AUGGCCCCAAACCUCCGAAAAUCCCACCCCCUACUAAAAACAAUCAACAACUCCCUCAUCGAUCUACCUACUCCUCCAAACAUCUCUGCCUGAUGAAACUUUGGGUCCCUCCUAGGCAUCUGCUUAACAACACAAAUCCUGACCGGCCUACUCCUAGCCACACACUACACUGCAGACACAACAUUAGCCUUCUCAUCCGUCGCCCAUACAUGCCGAAACGUACAGUACGGUUGACUUAUUCGCAACCUACAUGCAAACGGUGCCUCAUUCUUCUUCAUCUGCAUCUACCUCCACAUUGGCCGUGGCCUCUACUACGGAUCCUACCUGUACAAAGAAACCUGAAACACCGGAGUCAUCCUCCUACUCACCCUAAUAGCAACUGCCUUCGUAGGAUAUGUCCUGCCAUGAGGACAAAUAUCCUUCUGAGGGGCCACCGUCAUCACCAACCUAUUCUCAGCCAUCCCCUACAUCGGACAGACCCUAGUAGAAUGAGCCUGAGGCGGGUUCUCAGUAGACAACCCCACACUCACACGAUUCUUUGCCCUCCACUUCCUCCUCCCAUUCAUAAUCGCAGGCCUCACCAUAAUCCACCUCACCUUCCUGCACGAAUCAGGAUCAAACAACCCCCUAGGAAUCGUAUCAAACUGCGACAAAAUCCCAUUCCACCCUUACUUCUCCACAAAAGACAUCCUAGGCUUCAUGCUUAUACUCCUACCACUCACAACCCUAGCCCUAUUCUCCCCCAACCUCCUAGGAGACCCAGAAAAUUUCACCCCAGCAAACCCCCUAGUAACCCCUCCCCAUAUCAAACCAGAAUGAUACUUCCUAUUUGCCUACGCCAUCCUCCGAUCUAUCCCCAACAAACUAGGAGGAGUACUAGCCCUGGCAGCAUCCGUACUAAUCCUAUUCCUAAUCCCUCUCCUCCACAAAUCAAAACAACGUACUCUAGCCUUCCGGCCCCUCUCCCAACUCCUAUUCUGAACUCUCGUCGCCAACCUCCUCAUCCUAACUUGAGUAGGCAGCCAACCAGUAGAACACCCCUUCAUCAUCAUCGGCCAAUUAGCCUCCAUCACCUACUUCACAAUCCUCCUCAUCCUAUUCCCCGCCACUGGGGCUCUAGAGAACAAAAUACUAAACUUCUAA
This is a messenger RNA of Egretta garzetta (little egret), 1143 nucleotides long. The record is from the annotation of a RefSeq genome assembly. NCBI's taxonomy places the organism in Eukaryota, Metazoa, Chordata, Aves, Pelecaniformes, Ardeidae.